AGUGACUCUUUAGGGAGCGCGCAGGAGGAUGCACUCAGCCCUGUAGGACGCUUUAUUUUCGUCAAACUUCCCUCUGCGAGUGAUGCUCCUGUAGGAAGACGCUUGCAAGAGUUGCAAAAUGGCCGAUAAAGACAGCGUGGAGAAGUAUCUGGAGAACAACCCGCAGUUCGCCAAAGAGUACUUCGACAAGAAGCUGCGGGCGGAAGCCUUGUCAGCCGCUUUCUCCGCCGCCGUCCAGGUGACGGACACCGCCUCCUUCAAGGAUGUCAACUCGGUGCAAGAGGCCGCCAUCGUCUUCGAGCUGGUGCAGGAGAUGGAGAAGCAGGGCCCGGUGGAGGAGUCCAUCCACAAGGUGCUGCAGAGGCUGGCCCUCAUCCUGCAAGCCGACAGGGUCAGCUUUUACCUGUGCCGCUCCAGGAACGGCACGCCCGAGCUCGCCAGUUGCCUCUUCGACGUGAACCCGACGUCCAAAUACGAGGCCAACUUGGUCCACCCCCAGACUGAGAUUGUGAUCCCCCUGGAGAUGGGCAUUGUCGGAUUCACUGCAAAUACCAAAAAGCCCCAAAAUGUCCCCGAUGUGUCUCAGAAUAAAAAGUUCUGCGACUUUGUGGACAAGCAGACGGGCUACAAGACCAAAUGCAUGCUCACCUUCCCGCUGGUGGCCGACAAAGAGUGCCUUGGGGUCGUCACGGCGCUCAACAAGAUCGGUGCGGCUCACUUCACCCCGGAAGAUGAAGCGCUCUUCCACAAGUACAUGACCUUUGCUCAAGUCAUCGCCCUGCAGCAUCACACCAACUACAUGUUCAACGUGGAGUCCAGAAGGAGUCAGGUCCUUCUUUGGUCCGCUAGUAAAGUUUUUGAAGAGUUGACGGACAUCGAGAGACAGUUCCACAAAGCUCUCUACACCGUGAGGACAUACCUGCUGUGUGAAAGAUACUCGGUGGGCCUCUUGGACAUGACCAAGGAGAAGGAAUUCUAUGACGAAUGGCCGGUGAAACUUGGAGACGUGGAACCUUAUAAAGGACCUAAAACGCCAGAUGGAAGGGAAAUCAUCUUUUAUAAGAUAAUCGACUACCUCCUGGAGGGCAAAGAGGAAAUCAAAGUCAUACCUGGUCCUCCAGCAGAUCAUUGGGCUCUGGUUAGCGGACUACCCACCUACGUGGCAGAGAACGGCUUUAUUUGUAACAUGAUGAACGUGGCUGCAGAUGACUUCUUCACUUUUCAGAAAGAGGCAGUGGAUGACACAGGUUUCGUCAUCAAAAACUGUCUGUCGCUGCCCAUCGUCAACAAGAAAGAAGAAAUUGUGGGCAUCGCCACUUUCUUCAACAGGAAAGACGGCAAGCCCUUUGACGAAUACGAUGAGCAAAUCACAGAGGCCCUGACCCAGUUCCUGGGCUGGUCCGUCCUCAACUGUGACACCUACGACAGGCUCAACCGUAUGGAGUACAGGAAAGACAUCGCCCAGGAGAUGCUCAUGUACCAGAGCAGGUGUACGACCGAUGAACUACAGUCCAUCUUGAACACCAAGGAAAAGUUUGAUAGUGAGCCCGAAGACUGUGACCAGAAAGACAUGUACAAACUAUUGAGAGGAACGUGCCCGCCAGCCGACAACGUCAAUGGCGAGAACUUGUACAACUUCGGCUUCAGCGAUUUCCCCGUGUCCGAGUUCGACCUCAUCAAAGCCGGCAUUCGAAUGUUCUUUGAACUCGGGGUGAUUGAAAAGUUCAAAGUUCCAGCAGAGACGCUGACUCGCUGGAUGUACACUGUGAGGAAGGGCUACCGGGCCAUCACCUACCAUAACUGGCGGCACGGCUUCAACGUGGGCCACACCAUGUUCUGCCUGCUUCAGACAGGGAAGCUGAGGAAGUACUAUUCCGAUCUGGAUGCCUUUGCCAUGGUAGCCGCCGCCUUCUGUCACGAUAUCGACCACAGAGGCACCAACAACCUCUACCAGACAAAGAGUACGUCUCCUCUUGCCAAACUUCAUGGCUCAUCGAUCAUGGAGAGACACCACUUGGAGUACAGCAAGACCCUCAUGGCCGAGGAGAGCCUGAACAUCUUCUGCAACCUUCAGAAGCGGCAGUUUGAGACCGUGCAGCACCUGUUUGACGUCUGCAUCAUCGCCACCGACCUGGCGCUCUACUUCAAAAAGAGAACCAUGUUCCAGAACAUUGUGAACGUCACCGAGCCAAUGGCAAACGAAAAGGAAGCCGUGGACUACAUUUCCAACAACCCCACCAGAAAGGAGGUUAUCAUGGCCAUGAUGAUGACCGGCUGCGAUCUGUCAGCCAUCACCAAACCCUGGGAAGUGCAGAGCAAGGUGGCGCUGAUGGUCGCCGCCGAAUUCUGGGAACAGGGAGAUCUGGAGAGAUCGGUUUUGGACCAGCAACCUAUUCCCAUGAUGGACAGAAACUGCUCCGAGCAGCUACCCAAGAUGCAGUGCGGUUUCAUCGACUUUGUGUGCUCGUUUGUGUACAAGGAGUUCUCCAGGUUCCACAAGGAGAUCCAGCCCAUGUUCGACGGCCUCAACAACAACCGCUCGCACUGGAACGAGCUGGCCGAGGUGUACAACGCCAAGAUGAAAGCCAUCGAGGACGAGAAGAAGAAACUGGAAGAGGAAGAAGCCAGGAAAGCGGGCGGCGGCGAAGGGAAGUCAAAAACGUGCGUCGUCUGCUAACUUCCUCCUCCUGGCGCUUGGAUAUGAACUGUUGAGCCUCCUGCUUGGAUCUAUAGAACUUCCUGGUUUAGGUCCAGUCCAACCUAGACCACUUUUAGUCUCCUAGACCUGCCUGAGGACGGAAUAAUCGCACACGACGAAGAACAAUGUGGGAAUUCUUGAAGACAUGUUGGACGAUGGAAUGUUUCCACUUCUUCGGACAUGAUCCACGGACGCUAAGCCCCGCCCACGACUCCUCAUGUCAUGUUGCUAGCCAGUUAGCGCAUUGUCUAGUUGCACUUAGCUGCUGCUGAUUGAGCAGCGCCCAAUGGAUGAAGGCUGCGGUCAUAAUACAAAACCCAAAACCAGUGAAGUCGGCACGUUAUGUAAUUCGUAAAUAAAAACAGAAUACAAUGAUAUGCAAAUCCUUUUCAACUUAUAUUCAAUUAAAUAGACUGCAAUGACAAGAUAUUUAAUGUUCCAACUGAGAAACUUUAUUUAUUUUUGCAAAUAAUCAUUAACUUAGAAUUUAAUGGCAGCAACACAUUGCAAAAAAGUUGGCACAGGGGCAUUUUUACCACUGUGUUACAUGGCCUUUCCUUUUAACAACACUCAGUAAACAUUUGGGAACUGAGGAGACACAUUUUUUAAGCUUUUCAGGUAGAAUUAUUUCCCAUUCUUGCUUGAUGUACAGCUUAAGUUGUUCAACAGUCCGGGGGUAUGCGUUGUGGUAUUUUAGGCUUCAUAUUGUCACACACAUUUUCAAUGGGAGACAGGUCUGGACUAGAGGCAGGCCAGUCUAGUACCCGCACUCUUUUACUAUGAAGCCACGCUGUUGUAACAUGUGGCUUGGCAUUGUCUUGCUGAAAUAAGCAGGGGCGUCCAUGGUAACGUUGCUUGGAUGCCAACAUAUGUUGCUCCAAAACCUGUAUGUACCUUUCAGCAUUAAUGGUGCCUUCACAGAUGUGUAAGUUACCCAUGUCUUGGGCACUAAUACACCCCCAUACCAUCACAGAUGCUGGCUUUUCAACUUUGCGCCUAUAACAAUCCGGAUGGUUCUUUUCCUCUUUGGUCCGGAGGACACGACGUCCACAGUUUCCAAAAACAAUUUGAAAUGUGGACUCGUCAGACCCCAGAACACUUAUCCACUUUGUAUCAGUCCAUCUUAGAUGAAGUGAAGUGAAUUAUAUUUAUAUAGCGCUUUUACAUAGUGAAACCCAAUAUCUAAGUUACAUUUAAUCCAGUGUGGGUGGCACUGGGAGUAGGUGGGUAAAGUGUCUUGCCCAAGGACACAACGGCAGUGACCAGGAUGGCGGAAGCGGGAAUCGAACCUGGAACACUAAAGUUGCUGGCACGGCCACUCUACCAACCGAGCUAUGCCGCCCCAUGAUGAGCUCGGGCCCAGCGAAAAGCUGGCGGCGUUUCUGGGUGCUGUUGAUAAAUGGCUUUGGCUUUGCAUAGUAGAGUUUUUACUUGCACUUACAGAUGUAGCAACAAACUGUAGUUACUGACAGUGGUUUUCUAAAGUUUCCCCAAGCCCAUGUUGUGAUAUCCUUUACAUACUGAUGUCGCUUUUUGAUGCAGUACCGCCUGAGGGAUCCAAGGUCACGUGCGUUCAAUGUUACGUGCAGUGAUUUCUCCAGAUUCUCUGAACCUUUUGAUGAUAUUACGUACUGCAGAUGGUGAAAUCCCUAAAUUCCUUGCACUAGCUCGUUGAGAAAUGUUGUUCUGAAACUGUUGCACUAAGUGGUGACCCUCGCCCCAUCCUUGUUUGUGAAUGACUGAGCAUUUCAUGGAAGCUGCUUUUAUACCCAAUCAUGGCACCCACCUGUUCCCAAUUAGCCUGUUCACCUGUGGGAUGUUCCAAAUAAGUGUUUGAUGAGCAUUCCUCAACUUUCUGUCUUUUUUGCCACUUGUGCCAGCUUUUUUUAAACAUGUUGCAGGCAUCAAAUUCCAAAUGAGCUAAUAUUUGCAAAAAAUAAUAAAGUUUUCCGGUUCGAACGUUAAGUAUCUUGUCUUUGCAGUCUAUUCAAUUGAAUAUAAGUUGAAAAGGAUUUGCAAAUCGUUGUAUUCUGUUUUUAUUUACCAUUUACACAACGUUCCAACUUCACUGGUUUUGGGUUUUGUAAUAAAAAUGGGAAAUUUACGAGUACAUCUAAUAAGAGAAAAGUUGGAAUUUUGUCUAAAAAAAAAAAAAGUGUAACUUUAUGAGGUACAGCAAAUCUAAUUUUUUGAACUAAAGUGGUGAUUUUACACGACUGAAACCCGUAAUCUUACAAAAAUACCUUUGGAAGGUUAUGAGAAAAAAAUCAUAAAUUGCAAAACAAAUGUAAAAGUGGCAAAAAAGUCGAAAAUUAAUUUAUAUAAUAUCUUUAGAAAAAGUUUUUUGUUUUACGGCAACACAUUUGUCAUUUUUUGAGUCUUAUUUUUUCGAUUAUAAACGAUGUUACUGUACGAGAAAAAGGACAUUUGGAAAACUACGAGACAAAACUUGUACAUUUGUGGGCUUGAUACGAACUACAGGGAAACUUUUUUGAACUUCUCUCUACAAAAAAUCUGAAUAUUCUAAAAAUUAUGAGGACUAAAAAUAUUUUGAGUUAUUUUACGAGAAUAAAACAAAAGCAGCUUUACGAGAAAAAUUGUAAAUUACUUGAAGUGUCAUAAUUCAAUGACAAAGUUGUAAUAUAAUAUAUAAUAAUACAUACAUAUUUAGAGACAGAAACGUUGACUAUUUUGUAAUAUUAUGGAGAAAUGUGUAAUAUUUGGAGAAACUUGACGAGUUAAUGAGCAUAAAUGUGUCAUAAUUUUACGAGAUUUGCCCAAAAAAAGUCCUAAUUUGGGGUUAAUCAGUUGAAGAAACAUUCCAAGAGUUGAGGCCAACAAUGAAUGCGAGCACUUUUACUUGAGGAGGAAAGGUUUCAUUAUCAAUCUACUGCAUAAACACAUCGAUUGGGCCAAAGUCCUCCUUGAUGUGGCGCAAAGCUGAACUGUUUUACCCUCUUUUUUUUUUUUUUUUUAAGUAACAAGCCUCCUCUUUCAAAACAUGAGCCAUCAAUCAAAGGUCCUUAAUCCUAUCAGGGCAGCUUUACAGCUACCUGGAAACGUCGCUCUCUCCCUGCUUGAGGAGCCAAAAAGUGCACCCGGGCCAUCAUUUCAUAACCCGUUGAAAUGACCUCAUCGAGUGUACGUGUCAGAGAUGUAUGUAAGAAGCAAAUAAACGGAGUUCACCGUGA
This is a messenger RNA of Nerophis lumbriciformis (worm pipefish), 5889 nucleotides long. RefSeq names its product phosphodiesterase 6C, cGMP-specific, cone, alpha prime (gene pde6c). Lineage: Eukaryota; Metazoa; Chordata; Actinopteri; Syngnathiformes; Syngnathidae. Gene Ontology annotation, molecular function: 3',5'-cyclic-nucleotide phosphodiesterase activity; protein binding. Gene Ontology annotation, biological process: signal transduction. The record is from RefSeq and is a predicted model, not a curated record.